AUGUUCGGCAUUCCGAAGUUCUUUGGCUGGAGAGGCAGGUCUCUGAACCUGGCCAUCAGUUCUCUAGGCAGUCUUGAUUUCCUACUCUUCGGUUAUGACCAGGGUAUCACAGGUGGUCUCCUCGACCUUCCCUCCUUCAAUAAAUACUUCCCCCAAAUCAACCCCCUCGAAGAAGGUCUUGAUGCAGCCGCUCGAUCGCAGCGCAGCUUGAACCAAGGCAUUGCUGUCUCAGCGUACAAUCUGGGCUGCUUCUUUGGCGCUAUCCUGACUAUCUUUGUCGGAAACCCUCUCGGACGUCGACGCACUAUUUUCUGUGGCUGCGUUAUCAUGGCUACUGGUGCAAUCUUGCAAUGUACCGCAUAUCAUCUGCCUCAUUUCAUUGUUGGUCGCAUUAUCACCGGUAUUGGAAACGGCAUGAACACAAGUACUGUACCGACAUGGCAGUCCGAAUCGUCCAAAGCCCACGACCGUGGUAAGAUGGUUAUGAUCGAGGGUAUGCUGAUUACCGGAGGCAUCACGCUCAGUUACUGGAUCAAUUAUGGGUUCUCAUUCAUCCCCGAUCGCGAAGUCGCCUGGCGUUUCCCACUUGCUUUCCAGAUCAUCUUCGCUAUCAUCAUUUUCUGCUCGAUUCUCAACUUGCCCGAGUCUCCUCGAUGGCUGGUUAUGCAAGGCCGGGAUGACGAGGCUGUAGAGAUCCUCGAGUGUCUAAAUGAAAAGUCUCGCGAUGACCCUUACAUCAAGAACGAGCUUCUCGCCAUCCAAGAAACCGUCAAGGAAAUGAACAAGGGCUCCUACAGGAGUCUGUUCAAGAUGAGCGAGUAUCGAGAAUUCCAUCGUGUGGCACUCGCCUACGUCAACCAGAUGUUCCAGCAGAUUUCCGGAAUCAAUCUCAUCACCUACUACGCACCUUCCCUGUACGCACAGAUCGGUCUCGGAAGUGGCAAUCUCCCCAAGCUACUGGCGGCCUGUAAUGGCACGGAGUACCUGAUGGCAGCAUUCAUUCCUAUCUUCAUCAUCGAAAAAGCUGGCCGUCGCCCACUCAUGCUCUUCGGCGCUGCCGGCAUGGCAAUCUCAAUGGCUGUCCUCGCAGGAAGCAACUACCGCCUAGUCUACUUGAAUGACACGCGAGCCGGUAUCGCCCAGGCCGUCUUCCUCUUCAUGUUCAACACCUUCUUCGCCAUCGGCUGGCUCGGCAUGACAUGGCUGUACCCAGCAGAGAUUGUGCCGCUGCGAAUCCGUGCGCCGACCAACGCGCUGGCCACUAGUGCCAACUGGAUCUUCAACUUCAUGGUUGUCAUGAUCACGCCCGUUGCGUUCGAGAACAUUGGAUACAAGACCUAUGUGAUUUUCGCUGUGAUCAACGCGUUCAUGUUCCCCUGCGUUUACUUCUUCUUCCCGGAGACACGCUACCGCUCCCUCGAAGAGAUGGAUGCUAUCUUCAAGAAGUCGACAAACGUCUUCAACGCUGUUACUAUCUCCAUUAAGGAGCCAUAUCGCUAUGACAAGCACGGCGAGCUCAAGCCUGAGUACCUGGAGGAGCACCUGAACCUCCACCGCCAGACUGGCGAUGUACACGUCGCAGGUGCGAAGUUCGACAGCGAUGACAGUGCGACCAGUGCGAACGAGAUCAAGGCCUAA
This is a messenger RNA of Penicillium bovifimosum, 1638 nucleotides long. RefSeq lists its product as uncharacterized. The transcript is spliced from 6 exons. Gene Ontology annotation, molecular function: carbohydrate:proton symporter activity. The record is from RefSeq and is a predicted model, not a curated record. Gene Ontology annotation, cellular component: membrane. The coding region runs from base 1 to 1638 and encodes 545 amino acids. Lineage: Eukaryota; Fungi; Ascomycota; Eurotiomycetes; Eurotiales; Aspergillaceae. Gene Ontology annotation, biological process: transmembrane transport; carbohydrate transport.